AUGACAAAUGCAGGCACGAAGGGGUCAUGGCUGUCGCAGCCGACGGUGAAGAGUGUGCUAGUGUAUCGUAAUGGGGACCCUUUCUUCCCAGGGCGUCGUAUUGUCAUCAACGAGAAGAAAGUGUCCAACUUCGAGGUAUUCCUGAAAGAGGUGACAGGCAGAGUGAAGGCACCCUAUGGAGCUGUGCGGAACAUCUAUACCCCCCGAGGCGGGCACCGUGUUCGGCAGCUGGAGGAGCUUCAGAGCGGAGAGCAGUAUGUGGCUGGCGGCAGGGAAGCCUUCAAGAAGCUCAACUAUUUCGACAUUGGAGAAACAAAGAAAAAACCUGCUGAAGUCAAUAAUGAGGUCAAGCCAGUUACUCACAGUAGAAUCACUGCCUCAGCACGGUUUCGGAAACCGCUGCAGGAGCCCUGCACUAUUUUCCUGAUUGCUAACGGAGAUGUUAUUAGCCCUGUAGUGCGCCUCCUCAUUCCCAGGAAAACGCUGAAUAAUUGGGAUCACAUCCUUGAAAUGGUUACAGGAAAAGUUACCCUCAGAAGUGGAGCUGUUCACAGACUUUAUACUUUAGAUGGAAAGCUUCUUCAGAAUGGAUCAGACUUGGAGAAUGGGCAGAUUUAUGUUGCAGUGGGUAGAGAAAAGUUUAAGAAGUUGCCAUAUGGUGAUCUGCUCUUUAGCAAAUCUACAAUGAGAAGGCCACCAGGUUCCAAAACCUCUGUACUACCUCCUAUUGUGGGAUCUCGAAAGUCCAAAGGCAGUGGAAAUGAUCGGCAGUCUAAAUCUACUGUUGGGUCCAGUGACACUGGAGAAAACAGUUCCUCACCUCAGCUUCCCAAAGGGAAAGAGAGAAAAAGCCAGAAUCCAGCGGAUUCUGUGUCCAGACAACACUUUUCUGCUAACUCUACCAAAGUGAAACAGACUGUAAGAGUAACAGCUUCCACAGGACAUCUUCAAGAUGAAGAUCUUUACAAAGCAAGAGAAGAGUCUGAAAUGUGGGGGGCAGCAGAAGUACAGGAAGAUGAAGAUACUCAUGUAGAAGUUCCACUGGACCAGAGACCAGCAGAAAUUGUAGAUGAGGAAGAAAAUGCAGAAGAGGAAGAUGACAGGGGAGAAGAGGCAUAUAAUGGAAAGGAAGAAUACCUAGAUGUGAAUGCAGAGGAAAAUGGGGAAAACGUUAACAGUGAAGUGGAAGAAAACAAGAUAAAAUUAAAGGAGAAUGAUGAAGAUGAAACUCAAGAAACAGAGAAUGUUGACCACGCAGAGGAAGAGAAACAUUCCCAUUUAAAUGGCAAGAAAAAUGAAGAAAAUGGUGAGGGAAUGCAGCGCUUCAACUACCAAAGUGGUCUUCAGCCUGAAGAAGAAACAAAAGAGGACCCUGACAGUCAGAACCAGGUUGAUUCCCAUCUUGAAAAAACAUCCACAAAUCCAAGGGUGACAAUCACCAGCCCACAGGAAAGUGAAAAAAAUGACUAUGCUGCAGUUUCAUAGAUAGAGAAAAUGUAAUGAGCAGAAAAUGAAUGAUUAUAAUACUUUAAAAAUAGAGCAUGGGGUUUUUUUGUGUUUGAUAACUUAUAAUGGGAAGAUAGGUUGACUGCCCACAUACUGAGUCUUUAGAAGAUGCUGCCAUAUGUACUGAUAGAGAAAACAAAUAUUAAUAGCUACUAGAAGAACACAAGAAUUAUAUUUACAAAGUGAGAUUUUCCAAUAGAAUUUGAUGAGGGAAAUACAAGAGUCCUGUAUAGUAGUAUUAGAAAUAAUUUGACUAUUCUGUGGCACAAGAUGGCUAGCAGUAAUAGAAUAUAACCACAAAAAUUACACAUAGAAUCAUAGAAUCAACCAGGUUGGAAGAGACCUCCAAGAUCAUC
Molecule: messenger RNA, 1862 nt
Organism: Pogoniulus pusillus (Red-fronted tinkerbird)
Lineage: Eukaryota; Metazoa; Chordata; Aves; Piciformes; Lybiidae
Gene: DCDC2
Product: doublecortin domain containing 2
Exons: 10
Coding region: 1-1485 (494 amino acids)
Biological process (GO): dendrite morphogenesis; intracellular signal transduction; regulation of cilium assembly
Cellular component (GO): microtubule; axoneme; microtubule organizing center
Source: RefSeq, a predicted model, not a curated record